This is a messenger RNA of Culex quinquefasciatus (southern house mosquito), 1324 nucleotides long. It is a transcript of the gene YL-1, whose product is annotated as vacuolar protein sorting-associated protein 72 homolog. The transcript has 4 exons. Gene Ontology annotation, molecular function: ATP-dependent H2AZ histone chaperone activity. The record is from RefSeq and is a predicted model, not a curated record. NCBI's taxonomy places the organism in Eukaryota, Metazoa, Arthropoda, Insecta, Diptera, Culicidae. Gene Ontology annotation, biological process: regulation of DNA-templated transcription; chromatin remodeling. The coding region runs from base 105 to 1253 and encodes 382 amino acids. Gene Ontology annotation, cellular component: nucleus.
CGAAAGUUUGUUUGUUUGCGGUCGAAAUCAAGAGGCAAAUUAUUUUUUUCUUUAAAUAAAAUAAAAUUACGAAUAUUGUGCAGUGAUAUAUUGCUCGAGUGACAAUGGCAGCGAACCGUGAGCGACGUGCCAAUGCCGGAAACCGGAUCGCCAAGCUGCUGGACGAGGAAGAGGAGGACGAAUUUUACAAAACGGCUUACAACGGCGGUUUUCACGAUACGGCGGAUGAUCGGGAUUACAUUCAAAAGAACGACGAUGAUGAUGACAUCGUGGACUCGGAUUUUUCUAUUGACGAGAAUGACGAACCCGUGUCGGACCGCGAGGAAGAGUCCGCUCCCAAGCGCAAAAAGAAGGCCGUCAACACGCGAGCGUACAAGGAACCCGUGGCGAAGAAGAAAACACCGGUGAAGGCACCCAAAGAGGCGCGGCCCCGUGCCGAGCGGCAAAAAUCGCCCAAGUACACUGUGCAGGAUUCCGGCCGAAAAUCGUUCCGCAAGACCACGGCGGCCAAGACGGCAGCGACACUUGUUCGGAUCAAGCAGCGGGUUGAAGCGGAAAAGCGGAAGCCGAAGGUGGUCAAGAUUGACGAGUACAUUCCGACGCAGGAGGAACUGCUCGAGGAGGCGGAGGAAACGGAGAAGGAAAAUCUAAAGUCGUUGGAAAAAUUCCGGAAAAUGGAGCUCGAAAAAAAGAAGACCCGGCCCACGAAGCGGGUUUUCACUGGUCCCAUUAUAAAGUAUCAGUCGUUAACAAUGCCGUUAGUGGAGGAAUUGCAGGCAGGUUCGAGUGUGGAUUCGUUAGCCAAAAUGGAACAUGAUGAAAUGGAUGAAUUGAGGGAUAAAAGUAGCGGCAAAGAAAAGCAAAGCAAAAAGAGCGGCAAUCGGAAAUCGACCAAAGUGGCCGUCAGAGGGCACUGCGAGCGCACCUUCAUCACGUUUGAAAAUGAUCUGGACGACGCCCUGUUCGGUACGUUCUUCCCCAAGCCACAGAAACGGGAACGUCGCAGCCAGAUUUGUGCCAUCACGCGACUUCCGGCCCGGUACUACGAUCCGGUCACGCAGCUGCCCUACCGGAACCUGCAGGCGUUCAAGAUUCUCCGCGAGGCUUACUACCAGCAGCUGGAGGACAGAGGCAACCCGGACAAUCCGGACGUGAGCAAGUGGCUUGAGUGGCGCAAGCGAAUCAAAGAGUACAGACUGAAGAGUUUAAACAAAAAUAGUUCAUUGAUGGGAAUGAUUUCCGGAAGCAACUAGAAUUGUGCGUGUGUUUGUUUAAACAAUUUCUCAUUAUGAUUAAUUACGAAAAAAAAAUUGCUUUAAAAAAA